This is a messenger RNA of Telopea speciosissima, 2222 nucleotides long. RefSeq names its product putative pentatricopeptide repeat-containing protein At3g13770, mitochondrial. The coding region runs from base 1 to 2190 and encodes 729 amino acids. The record is from RefSeq and is a predicted model, not a curated record. Gene Ontology annotation, biological process: RNA modification. Gene Ontology annotation, molecular function: protein binding; RNA binding; zinc ion binding. Lineage: Eukaryota; Viridiplantae; Streptophyta; Magnoliopsida; Proteales; Proteaceae. The transcript has a single exon.
AUGAAAGCUCUCUUCAGCAGCAUUGGUAUCACUAGAAGUAGUAGAACAGUGAGGUCCAGUUCGAACAUUCUUCCCUCAAAACAGAGCUUGCUGCAACCACUCAUCAUAUUUUUCCGUAGAUCUCACCACCCAUCAACAACAUCCACCCCCUCUCCCACUCAUCUGAACUCACUCCUCAACGCCACCGGUGAAAUCCAAAACAUUCGACACGCAACCCAAAUCCAUACCCAGAUCAUCACCAACAACUACACCUCCCUCGCCUUUCUCCUCAACAACCUCCUCAACACUUACGCCAAGUGUGGACAUCUCCAUCGAAGCCUUCUUACAUUCUCACACACCCACAAUGAUGCCAAGAACAUCAUCACUUGGACAUCUCUCAUCACCCAAUUCUCUCGUCGCCACAAACCCUUGGAAGCAUUGUGUCUUUUCAACCAAAUGCGGAGUUCGGGCCUCUCCCCAAACCAGUUCACUUUCUCUGCGAUCCUCUCCGCUUGCGCCAGUACUGCGAUUCUUGCUCACGGAGAACAAAUGCAUUCACUGAUCCAUAAACAUGGGUUUGAAACUGAUAUCUUCGUUGGUAGUGCCAUCAUCGAUAUGUACGCCAAGUGUGGCAACAUGGUCUCUGCAAAGACAACGUUCGAUGAAAUGCCUCAGCGAAACCUAGUCUCGUGGAACGUCAUGAUCGUGGGGUUUUCACAGAACAAGAAUCAUGAACAGGCUCUUGGGAUAUUCAUGGAGAUUCUCAAGGACAAUUCGGUGACUCUUGAUGAGGUGAGCUUCUCAAGCAUGUUGAGCACAUGCGCAGACAUGGGUAGCCUGGAUCUUGGAAGACAGGUCCAUGCGAUUGUGGUUAAGCAUGGUCUCAUACUUCGACCCUACGUCAAGAACUCGCUUGUGGACAUGUAUGGUAAAAGCGGGUCCUUUGCUGAUGCAAUCAAGUUGUUCGAGACCAUGGCAGCUAGAGAUGUUGUGACAUGGAAUGUGAUGGCCAUGGGUUGGGCCCAAAACGAUUGCUUUGAGGAAGCUUGCAAUUAUUUUUGGAUCAUGAGGAAUGAAGGGAUAUCAGCCGAUGAGGCAUCUUUCUCGACGGCCCUCUAUGCCUCUGCAAGUCUCGCAGCAUUGGAUCAAGGGACUUCGAUCCAUGAUCAGAUACUGAAAACUGGGUUCAUGGGGAAUACGUGCGUUCAAAGCUCACUCAUCACCAUGUAUGCAAAAUGUGGGAGUUUGUUUGAUGCGCUCCGAGUGUUCGAGGAGAUCGAGAACAGGACUGUGGUCUGUUGGACAGCCAUGAUCACGGCCUACCAACAAAAUGGCCGUGGAGACCAGGUGAUUGAACUAUUUGAGGAGAUGCUGGCAGAACGGAUCAAACCUGACCAUAUAACCUUUGUUAGUGUCCUUUCAGCUUGCAGCCAUACUGGGCGUGUGGAAGAUGGUUUCGGGUAUUUCAAUUCCAUGAGCAGAGUGCAUGCGAUGAAACCCGGACCGGAACACUAUGCUUGCAUGGUUGACAUGCUUGGUCGAGCUGGUCAGUUGAAUGAAGCAAAGAGCUUCAUCGAAUCGAUGCCGGUUAUGCCAGACCCAUCAAUCUGGGGAGCCUUGCUUGGAGCUUGCAGGAAUCAUGGGAAUCUUGAGAUGGGGAAACAAGUUGCAGAGAAGCUUUUUGAGGUGGAGCCAAAUAACCCAGGGAAUUAUGUGCUCCUUGCUAACAUCUAUAUGCGUCACGGACGGUUGGAAGAAGCAAAUGAAAUAAGAAGAUUGAUGGGAAUGAAUGGGGUAAGAAAGGAACCGGGGUGCAGCUGGGUUGACAUUAAAAACAUCACUUACGUGUUUACAGUGCAUGAUCGAUCUCAUUCUCGGACAGAUGAGAUCUAUAAAAUGUUAAGCAAGAUGGCGGAAUUGAUAAAGGAGAAAGGAUAUGUAGCUGAGAACCAAUUUGCGGUUAAUGACGCAGAAGAGUUCAAAGAGCAGAGGUUGUGGUAUCACAGUGAGAAACUGGCCCUUGCGUUUGGGCUUCUUACCCUUCCCGUGGGAGCCCCAAUUCGAAUAAAGAAGAACCUAAGAACUUGCGGAGACUGUCAUACGGUUAUGAAGUAUGUCUCAGAGAUUUUUAAAAGAGAAAUUAUUGUCAGGGAUAUCAAUAGGUUUCACCGGUUUGUUGGUGGUUUCUGCUCCUGUGGGGAUUACUGGUGACUCAGCUACUUUUAUUAUAUUAUUGAUACAUG